GACCUCCGCUUCCCAACAAGCCUCGACCUCUCGGGCUCCGACGCAAUGAACCCCGGCCCCAACUACAGCGCAGCCUACAUCGUCCUCCACACAAACACCCGCCACCUAUCCGGCCACGGCUUCGCCUUCACAAUCGGCCGGGGCAACAACCUGUGCGUCCUCGCCGCCGAGAUGGUAGCCGAGCGCCUCGUCGGCAAGACGCUCGAGCAACUCACGGCCAACAUGGGCCAGACCUGGCGCCACCUCGUGUCCGACUCCCAAUUGCGCUGGGUCGGGCCCGAAAAGGGCGUGAUUCAUCUUGGCCUGAGCACGUGCGUCAACGCUGUGUGGGAUCUUUGGGGACGGCAUCUGGGGAAGCCCGUGUGGGAGAUUGUGUCGGACAUGACGCCGGAGGAGUUUGUAAGGUGUAUCGAUUUCAGAUACAUUCUCGAUGCCAUCACGCCUGAGGAGGCGGUGGAGUUGCUCAGGGAGCAGGCCAAGACGAAGAAGGCGAGGCUGGAGGAGGCCAGGCUGAAUAGGGCUGUGCCGGCGUAUACUACGCAAGCGGGCUGGCUGGGCUUUUCGGAUGAAAAGAUGGUGGAGCUGAUUGAGUCGAAUCUCGCGCAGGGCAUGGACAAGUUCAAGUUCAAGGUCGGGGGCAGCCUCGAGGACGACAAGAGGCGGCUGCAGAUUGCGCGGGACACGAUCGGGUAUGAUCGGUUGCUCAUGGUCGAUGCGAAUCAGGUGUGGAGCGUGCCGGAGGCGAUUGACUAUAUGCUUCAUCUGGUCAAGUACAAGCCGCUCUUCAUCGAAGAGCCGACCUCGCCAGACGACAUCCUCGGCCACGCGGCCAUCCGAAAGGCCCUCAAGCCGUACGGCGUCGGCGUCGCCACCGGCGAGCACUGCCAGAACCGCGUCAUGUUCAAGCAGCUCCUCCAGGCGGGCUCGAUCGACUACUGCCAGAUCGACGCCUGCAGGCUCGGCGGCGUCAACGAAGUCAUGGCCGUGUUGCUCAUGGCCAAGAAAUUCAACGUGCCGAUUGUCCCCCACAGCGGAGGCAUCGGCCUGAACGAAUACACGCAGCAUCUCGCCCUCAUCAACUACCUGUGCGUGUCUGGCGAAAAGAGCCUGCUGGAGCACAUCAGCUCGUUCCGCGAGGUGCUCAAGACGCCCUGCCAGACCAAGGACGGGCAUUUCGUCACCCCGCAUGAUGCCGGGUACAGCGUAGAGUAUAAGCCCGAGGCGAUAGAAAAGUACACGUACCCUACAGGCAGCUUCUGGAGGAGUGAGCAGGGUCUGGCAAUUAUCAAUGAGCCAAACAUCUGA
Molecule: messenger RNA, 1305 nt
Organism: Trichoderma reesei QM6a
Lineage: Eukaryota; Fungi; Ascomycota; Sordariomycetes; Hypocreales; Hypocreaceae
Exons: 3
Biological process (GO): carbohydrate catabolic process; amino acid catabolic process
Molecular function (GO): hydro-lyase activity; magnesium ion binding
Source: RefSeq, a predicted model, not a curated record